Solenopsis invicta (red fire ant) is the source of this 6909-nucleotide messenger RNA. RefSeq names its product glycogen-binding subunit 76A (gene Gbs-76A). Gene Ontology annotation, biological process: regulation of glycogen biosynthetic process. Gene Ontology annotation, molecular function: protein phosphatase 1 binding; glycogen binding. NCBI's taxonomy places the organism in Eukaryota, Metazoa, Arthropoda, Insecta, Hymenoptera, Formicidae. The coding region runs from base 2676 to 5222 and encodes 848 amino acids. The transcript has 2 exons. Gene Ontology annotation, cellular component: protein phosphatase type 1 complex. The record is from RefSeq and is a predicted model, not a curated record.
AAACUUUUGAAUCACAAUCUUAUAUCUACGAUUAUACCAUUACGCGCUCGAUAAAAAUAAAUAAUAAAAUCUUAUUUUGUUUACUGUUUUGCGAAAAAACUAUGUAUAUUUUUUCGGAUUAUUGUCGAUAAGAAAGAGGAAGGGGAUUGCGAGGAGAAAAGGCGAAGAUACUUUCCCGGGGAAAUUUGUAUUCUAUCACGCGUAACUCAUAUUUUACUUCCGAGUGGGAAUUUGUGUCUGUCGCGAUAAAACGGAUGUUCGUGUUCGUUGAAGAACGCCUACGGAUGCUGUUUAAGGGGCACGUUUUUUUCGUAGAAAAGUAAAUGAGAAAUAAAAUUUUAUUAUUUACUUUUAUUGGCCGAUUGGAAUAUUUAUAAAAAAAAUGUAGCCUCAGGGUCGAGCACACUUGGAUCUGAAAAUAUCGGCAUUAUCGUGACGAAAAUCGAUAAAAUCAUACGAUAAGAUCAAUAGAAGGAGGUCGAUGUCGCGACAGGAAGUUAAGUCACCGCAUAUAUUAAAGAUAAAUAUUAAAUCAUCCUAAUUCUCUUUAAUUAUUUGUAUUCAUUCUCUCUUUAUUUGAUUGCUAAUUUACGAUCUCUUUUGUCACUUGAGUAAUACCGAAAGAUGCACGCGCUAGCAUUUUCUUACAAUAUUUUAUCGCGCCGGAUACGUAACUUACACACUGUUAUCUUAUUUUGUUUUCCGCGUGCACAACGCUCAUACGAAAAUUGUUAUUAUUGGCAGUACGAUAUGCGCCGUCCAUGCGAAGAGGCUAAAAAUUGAAGUCGUAUCACUCCGAUUUACGACCUGUGCACUACUAUCUCUUGGGUGUGUGCGCGAUUUCAACGAAAUCGAACACGCCAUUUCUCGAUCGUUCGUAUCAACAAUUCGAAUGCGCCGCGCCGAUUCUCUUUCUGUUCAGAAGCGCCAUAAAUUUAUUUCGGUUUGACUCGACUCUUUUGGAAUCGCACCUUCGAGAAUAAAACACCUCUCAAGGUGCGAUAAUGAUGUAAAUUCACGACUGUGUGCCAAUUUGUUUAAACCUUGGAUGAGACUUCCUAAUGUAAAUUUUUUAAAACUUUAACCAGCCAAAAAAUGUUUUUGUGAACAUUUUUAAAAAUGAGUAUUAUUGAAAGGUAAUUUUUAAGAAGAAGUAAAAUAUUUGAUUGAAAGUAUUAAAAAAAUAAAUUAUAAAAAAUUGUAAUAUAUUAUAAAUAUUGUAACGUCUUAAAAACUCCUUUUAAACAUUCAAAUGUAAAAUGAUUGAGACUAAGAUGGAAAAUAUUAAUACAAUCAAAUUGUAUUUUAGUGCUUUCCGAAUAAAAAAGAAGAAUGAAAUUUUCUAUCCAAUAAGUUUGAUCAUUUCUAGUGAUUUUAACAAUUUAUUUCUGAUUUUUUAAUUUUCGAAGUAGGAAAUUUUCUAUUUCUCAAUCGAAGCUUUAGAUUGUAAUUUCAAACGAUAAGAUACGAAGUUCAGUUCUCUCGCACUCGUGUGUCCGGUACGUUCCGUACAUUAUUUCCGAUCAACAGUCCAACAGAUUGAUCAAAGUUUCUUUGCCUUCACCCCUCUGCGCCAUUCUUCAGUCUCUCGUCUGCUCCAAUCCUCUUUUUUUUUUGUUGGAAUAUAUUGAUGUAUGUAUAUGUACAUAUCGCGUUCGGCGAGAUCCGUCGAUGCCUGACGAAGUACAUACAAGCAGUUAUCAGUCGCUUUACGAACGGUUGCUAUGCGAUAUGGUGGUAGGGGACAGGGGUUCUCGGAGUCACCUACUACUAGCUCGACCAGUCAGAAGUCAGUGUAAGAGCCGGCCGGUCGUGCCGGCUCCUUUUACUGUGUCUGUCCUCACGCAUACGCUCCUUUCGCGGUGCCUUCGCAACUUUGUCGCUCCGAAAAAAAUCCUUGUACGUUUGACCGGUUCGAAUUUACGACCGAUCCACGGAACGGUUGCCCGUGAGCGAUAAAAAAAUUAAGGAAAAGGCAUCUUCAUAACUAUUCGCGUUCCGUUCUUCAAAUUGAACAACGACGUUCGAAACCCGUUAAGUUCGGAAAGACUCGCGCUAAAAAAAGAAGGAAAAGAAAUCGUGACAUAUUUAGAAAACGGAAUCGUUUUCGAGAGACCAACUGGAUGGUCUCUCGGUACCAGUUGAGGAAUGGGAGUUUGGGAUUUUUGAGUUUACGGUAGCGUCGCAUUUAAUUUAAAUUCUGUGCGUUGCUACUGACGUCGAAUGCCAGCGCGGAAGAUUCGAAGAAAAUAAACACAAAGUACGUAGGUUUGAGAAAAUUUUUUCAAAACGAAAUCAUGAGCAAAAAAAUGUGCGAAAACAAUAUGACUUACUGAAUUGUAUUGUGUUGUGCGUUGGCUUUGUUCGUGUGAGGUCGUCAUCAUAUGGCGGAACGUCAUGAGCAUUAUGAUAUACUUUUAUUCGUGUCGGGAAUUGUCGUGUGUGAGGAUACAAGAGUGGAUUCCAUAUCUAAGAAUAAAUCCUAUCACUCAAUUAUACCGAUAUAUAAAUAAUAUUCUUCGUAUUUGAUGAACCGCAAAUAUGCCGGCCUGCACGGAACUCCAUGAUCGUCGAUGGUACUACGAUUUGUGCGACGUGAUACAACGUCACUGAUCCUUUACGUGCAAGUUUUUGGAUAAGAAAUCGUCAAUUAGUAGACGAUAUUGCGGAGGAAAAUGAUCGUGACACAGAAAGGAAUCCAGGAUGAGUCGAAAACGUCUGCGGAACAAACCAAAUCGAUGAACGGCAACUCGGCCAGCCUGCCGGCAGGCCGAGGCAACGACUUGACCUCGCCCUUGCCGUUGGAGGGUAGGCACGCUGAGGAAACGUCCGACGCCACUGUCCUUAAGAUGGACAGCAUGGACUCAGCGGGCAACGCCCGCGGACCCUCCUGCGGUUUGGUCAGCUCUCUCCUUCCCAGCAGCUGUCGAGGUAGUGCGGAGGCGUUCGCCCGGUGUCUUCAUCGACGACUAACGUCACUGGGCAACGAGAACGAUUCGCCCGAACGGAGCGCGGAUGCCGCCAAACCGUGCGAGACCUCCUGGUUGCAUCCAUCGUCGAGUAAUCGGCACGUAAUCGCCAGUAAUCUUACCAAUAAUCAGCAUCCGAUCUUUCAGCAUCAGCCGCGACACAGUUCGGAAUUGGAUCUCUUUUACGAUAUUGAAGUAGAAGAGGCAGAAGUGGAUGGACCGGGAUCGCCCCCCGAGGAAGCGACCGCCGCCGAAUUGGCGCAUCUGCUGGUAAACCCGGAGAGCUUGAAGGCAAGUCAUCACGACGCCUGUCAUUGUUCGCCUAGCGGAACCAAGAUGACGUCUGGCGUCACAGGCGCUCAUCAAGAUCCCGAAUCCUGCGUGUUCGCGUCGCCGAUAACCGGUACGCCACCUGACAGUGACUCCUCGGAGGUGUUCUUUGAUCCAGAGUCCUCGGAUGCGGAUAAAUCGAAGGGCGAAGUCUAUUUCGAUCCUAUCAGCAGCACUUCGGACAGCGAGACUACGAAUCUCUCCAAUGCUUCUGCUCUCGCGAGAACCAAACUUACGUUGAACGGACGCGAACGCAAGCGAACGGAAAUGCAUCCGGAACGCUGUGACGACACAACAUCUGAAUCGAGUUGCUCGUCGAGAAGAAACCCUGCGUCUUGCGAGAAUGGUCGCCGGCAAGAAGGAUUGGUCUGCAGUUCAGAAGACUCAUUGAACGGCAGAAGCUCUCAGGAAACGACGUCGCCUAGUCACGAGUCUCUGUGGAGCACAUUCGACGACAGUACCGUAUCUCUGCAGGACGAGAGUCCAUCUAGAACGAUCCAGGAUUCCGUUAUCCCUCAUAUCUGUUUGCCCAAAUCUCAUUCUGAUUCUGAACUACCGAAUAAUGGCAUCAGCACAGUGCAGGUAUUUAACAAACUCGAUAAACGAGAUGAGGAGGAAGAAAAGGAAGAAGAGAUGAAUGAACGUGAGGUCGAUGACGUUCACUGUAUCAAUGGUAUAUCGAAGAACGUGAUGUGCGAGGUCAGAAACGGCAGUCUUUUCAUGACGCAAGAUGUUGAGACUGACAGUGACCUAACAGUGAAGGAUGAUUCUUUUAACGGCGCUGAAAACGUGGUUAACGUAAUUGAAAAUAUGGACAAUGGAGAACGUAUAGAAUUGAAAUCUGAAACGUUACCAAAGAAUUUAUCGCAAUUAAAAGUGGAGGAGAUUACCAGUGAUACCGAUACCGAUCAUUCAUCUUACGGUAGUACCAUUGAUAUUUCGGAUGCGCUUACGAUGGAACGUUCGAACUUCGAUGCUCCAGUGACCGAGGCGAUCUCGAGGAACGAGUUAAAGCUAAAAAUUGAGAAAAACGAUAGCGACGAGGAAAAGCUGUGCCUGUUACUAAAGAAAUUUGGCAGCAGUUCUAUCGCGAAAGAAGAGGAUUCAUCUCCGGAACAAGAGAGUCACAGCGAGAUAGUGGAGGAAGAGGAAGACAGACCGCAAAGAGUUCGAAGGUGUUCCUCCUUGAAGACAGGAAAAACGCCACCGGGUACACCGCACAGAAAGAAGAUCGUCAGAUUCGCUGACAAGCUUGGUCUCGAUCUAGCCGAUGUGAGAAUGUUUAUGGACGAAAUACCGAAGAUACCUAACUCCGCGUACAGCGACCUGAUCUACGAUGACACCUUUCGACCAGACAGUAAUACGGAUAAUACAGUGUCCACUGGUGAUGACUGGUGCGACCGUUAUCCGAAUGAUGGCAGGCGCAGAUCUACGCCGGCGAUACCAAAAAAGAUCGAUCGAAUGUUGGUGCCACUUUUUCAACAACCGGGCGGUUUGUCGAACUUCCUGGAUAUAGUGCGCGAGCGUAAGGUUUGUUUGGAAAAUGUGGUGAUACAGGACCCCGUGACCUUGGCACUCCAGGGCACGGUGCGCGUAAUCAAUCUUGAUUUCCAUAAGUCCGUACAUGUGCGAUAUUCCCUCAAUUCUUGGCGGAAUUUCAGCGAUUUGCAGGCGACCUAUGUGCCUAACUCGUGCGACGGCUUCAGCGACAAAUUCUCUUUUAUUCUGUAUUGCCACACGUUACUGGUUGGUCAGAGGCUCGAGUUUGCAGUUCGAUUCCAAUGCAAAGGCGCGCAACAUUGGGAUAACAACGCUGGUGCCAAUUACUGCUUUCAGUGUCUGCCAGCCUCGUCAUCAACUGGAUAUAUACCGAUCACCGCCGACGAGUGUCGACGUGGAAGCUGGACGUCGACGUUUUACUGAUAGACGUUCAGAUCAUGCGUUUGUCUGAUUCGAUAAUACGAGUGAUAUAUGACAACGACGUGGCUCCGGGAACAAACUGAUCAAGUUGUUGAAGAGGCUAAUGACGAGCGAGUUUGCGGUAGUCAAUGGUUUUUACACGUUCCUAAAUAAGUGCUUUGUAACGUGCUUUGUAAGUGCAAAAUGGAAUAUUCGAAAUCUAUUAUUGUUGUCUACUGCUUCAGGGAGCUUUCGGAGAGUUUUCGAAAUAUUCAAUAGCAUAUCUUGAUCUUUGUAAGGAUAUCGAGCAUGAAACAUUAUUGGGAUAAUAUUUUUUAGAAAGGAAAGAUUAUAGUAGCAAUUAUAAUAGCAAUUUUUCAAACGGCCGACUACGAAAAAAAUAGCAACGAAUGAAAAAAUAUGUAUUUGAUUGUGGAUUAUGGGAACAAUGACGUAACUGUUACGAUAAACGAAUGUCUUCGUAAUGAACGGAUGGAGUUGCUCAAUUAUGAAACAAUUCUACGUUCCUGAGUUUGAUAAUUGAAUUAGUAUCUUGGAAGCAAAGAAAUAAUACAUACACGCGCGCGCGCGCGCGCGCACACACACACACACACACACACACACACACACACACACAACGCGCGUGCGUACGCGCGCACUGUGAUUUAUCAGGUAAAGUGUGAAAGAUAUUGUAUGUUCAGAUACAAUAGGGCCUGUUUAAGCUUAUUUUUCAGUUUGACAAAAAUUCACUUUCAAAAAGUACCUUUAAGAAAUAGUAUAUAGAUUAACAUCAGAGACUGCUGUCAAAUAGUCAAAUAUUUUCUUUCCGAAAUUUCUUUUCAAAGUAUGUACUACGAGAUUGUGAAAAUUAUUUCCGCCUUUCAUAUAAUUUGUCUCAAACUGUAUUUGUUAAGUCGAUGGAGAUUAUAAUUUUGAAAGUUAGAAUCCUUUCAAUGAAGUAAAAAGCGAAUACUCGUCUGAAAGUUCAAAGUUGUGAAAAGGCAUGAAUAUGCCAAUACAAUUGAUAGGAAAUGUUAAGGAUAAAUAGACGGUUUAUAUGUUCCUAUGGAGUAUCUUUGCAGAGUUUAUGUCAGAGUUAGGGAUGAUAGAUCAUUCAUUUGAUCGCAUGAAGAAAUCGCAUGUGGCCGCGAUUUUGUUAGCGUUGCCCAAUACAACGACGAUAGACGAUAAUAAAACGAACACAGAUAUAAUAAUAUUAGUUCUUAUUAGCGACGUCGUACGAAUUUAGACAUCAACGUGGAUGUUCCAUGAGAUACUACAUACAGAGACAUUUAUACAUACUAUUUCUUCAGAAUAUUAAUUGUGUUCGGUAUUGACUGAAACAUGCGAUUGAAAUUCAAUUAAUGUCUCUAAAGAUGUAUUAAUAUCUCGAUUUGACAUAACAUUAUAAACAUUUUCAAUCGCCUAUUCUCUUUGCCAAAUAUCGAUUUACUCCGAAAAGAAAUUAACUUCAAUAUUAUUUAAUGUUGAAAAAUAAAAAAAUUUAUAAAAAAUAAAACAAUAAUAUAUGUACAAAAACAAAUAUGCUAUAUAACUUAACGUGAUUUAUAUUCGUUUUCGCAAAUGGCACUUUUAGACUGAUAUUUUAUCGUGAUGGAGACUGUAUAGAAAAAGAGUUCCAUUUGGGAGCGAUAUGUUACUUUGUACAUAUAUUAUAUAUGCAUAUGUGUGUACAGGUAGCGUCAGUAUU